AUGGCGGAGGAUAAAGAUUUCAACGAUGCUCUCGAAGAAAUAUUUCUAAGCGAAAAUACUCUACGCAACGAGAGUUACAAAGAGGGUUACCGAGCUGGAUGUGAUGCUGGAAGCCCUGAAGGUUAUCACUUAGGCUACCACAGAGGAGCUGAAAUUGGAAGAGAAAUCGGAUACUACUUUGGAAUUGUGACAAAUCACUUGGACAAUAAUAACAAAUCUGAUGUUCAGUUAUCAGAUAAAGUUGUACAGCAAUUGGAAAAGGUUCAGAAAUUAAUUGAAGACUUCCCCCGCACAAACUCUGAACAGCAUGACAUAUUAGCAUUGCUAGAAACUAACUGUCACAUGGUAGAGUUUUUUAAUGAGCAACAUUGGGAGAAGCUGCUACCAAAAGCCUUAAGACAAACAUUGGAUGACUGGGAUCUUAACUAUUCUGUUGAGAAAUUCUGGACAUACGCAUCUGAAAAAAAUAAUAAUGAUGAUUGUGAACUUCGGAAAUGGGUUCAUAAAGCACAAGCUCAUAGCCUCACGGUUAAUAAUGAAUACUGUAUUUCAAUUGAAAAGCUGCAGGAACAUGUAAAUUCUUGGGGCGGAGUUAUGCCACCAGAGAUUAAGGUUAAGGAGUUUAUGACUAGCAAAAAAAGUUAUGAGGUACAAAGAAUGUCUCGUUUUGUCGCAUCGCUUUACAACGCAACCAAAUCUACUCAUUGUUUAGAGGCGGGCGGAGGGAAAGGCCAUCUGUUGGUGGCUCUCACGCUCGGAUACAAUAUACCCAGUCUUACCGUGGACUGUGAUAGGAAAGCUUUGAAGAAUGCCUCUGAAAGGGUCAGAAGCAUUCAGAAAAAGUGGCGCGCCAUCGCUAAGAAAGUUAUAAACGGCAACGAAGAAUGUGCCGAUGGGAAUACAAACAGCGAUAUCCAUCGCUUCGCCACAGCUUUCGUAACAAAAGAUACGGAUGUCUCGAAGGUGGUCAAAGAUGCGUUUCCCGAACACUUCGGUGAAGAUAUGAAAAUACUAUUGACUGGUCUCCACACAUGCGGCAACCUCGGUCCGGACUCCCUCAGGAUCUUCGCCGCUCAGCCGUCCACGGGUGCUUUGUUCAACGUGCCUUGCUGCUACCACCUUCUCACCGAGGAGGUCGACGCUGGUCUGUUCGACGUGUUCCAAAGGGACUACGGCAGCGUUGCGCGUCCCGAGCACGGAUUCCCGAUGUCCGAAUACUUGAGAGGUUACAAUCUCGGGCGCAACGCGAGGAUGCUCGCCGCGCAGUCGAUAGACAGGGUGGUCCAUCACAGGCAGUUCCCGUCGAAGAGUUUGCUAUACAGGGCCUUGUUUCAGUUAAUCGUCAAACGGCACAAGCCCGGAUAUAUCAUGGGCGUUGGUAAGUUGAAGAAGAUGAAACUGGAACGGUUCGGGGAUUACUUCGUGGCGGCGGACCGUGCCCUGGGCGUAGGUCUAUGCGAUGUUCUCCCUGACGGUUUUCUAGCGGAGGUGUCUAAAGAUGCGGAGCUCCACUGGAGGAGGGUGGUGCUGUUCUAUUUGCUGAGGCUCUGCCUGGCCCAGGUGGUCGAGGGUGUGGUGCUGCUGGACCGGCUACUGUACCUGAUGGAGAACGGCUUCGAGAGGGCCUUCCUGGUCAGGCUGUUCGAGCCAGUCCUAUCGCCGCGAUGUCAUAGCAUCGUUGCUGUGAGG
Molecule: messenger RNA, 1689 nt
Organism: Iphiclides podalirius (scarce swallowtail)
Lineage: Eukaryota; Metazoa; Arthropoda; Insecta; Lepidoptera; Papilionidae
Source: the annotation of a GenBank genome assembly